Messenger RNA from Macrobrachium nipponense, 1173 nucleotides. RefSeq names its product coiled-coil domain-containing protein 102A-like. The record is from RefSeq and is a predicted model, not a curated record. NCBI's taxonomy places the organism in Eukaryota, Metazoa, Arthropoda, Malacostraca, Decapoda, Palaemonidae. The transcript has a single exon. Bases 1 to 1173 code for a protein of 390 amino acids.
AUGGAAGAACAGAUCAGAGACCUCGAACGACUAAACAAAGAAAAGGAAAGAAAGAUCAGUUCAAUGUCCGAAGAGAUGCAGAAAUUGAAAAGCGAAAUGAUUGAAAAGGCGAAGGUUACAGAUGUCCAAAGGAAGGAAAACGAGGAGAGAGACCAGAUGCUAAUUAUUUUGGAAAGCACGGUCUCAGUUCUCUCGAUGGAGAAGGACACUUUGCAUCGAGAUCUACAGCAAAACGAUAAAAGCCGAGAAGAAAUGCAAAUGAAAAUGAACAAGCUGAAUCAGGACCUGGAAGGACUUCGAAAAGAGAAUGGAAGGAAAGAAAAGAACAUAGAAAAGCUGAAGAGGGAGAACGAGAACAAGACCUUGAAGAUGAAAGGUUUAGAGAACGAGUUACAAGUCCUCACCAUUCAGACACAGAUGGCCCACGAAAAUUUGAAAGAGCUCGAAAAAUGUAAAAGAGAAUCAGCUGAGAAAAACGAGGAACUGGAAAAGCUGAGAGAACAGAACUUGCAGAAGGAUAGCGAGAUCCUUCGACUGGAAAAUGAAUGCACCCAGAAACAAUUGGAAGUCAGCGGUUUACUGAAAGAAUCUAAAUCUGUUGUAGCAGAACAACCGACGGCAAAUGGAAAGAUGAAUGACCUGAUUAGGAGGAACGUUCAACUUGAAUUCGACCUUGCUGAGGCGAAGGAGCAACUAGAGACCAGGGUUUUUGAAGAGAUGGAAGCAUUACUGGAAAUCGUAAGACCCCAUGAAGAGAUCUUGGCGCAGGAUACGAUGAUCAGCUGCUUGGGAAAGGUCAAAAUCCUUAAUGGAUCAAAGAAUUAUAAAGAAAAGGAAGUUUGCAGAAGAGAGAGGACGUUAACGAAAGCUGAAGACAAAAAGGCUUCGGAUAAAACUCGGUGUCUGAGGAAGCCCCAGAUCAACUGCAAAGCCCUCUACCGACGAAUGGACAGCAUCGAGGAAGAACUUCGCCAAAUCAAAGAAUUGCAACGACCUUCAGCUGGCACCAAGAGGCACUCAAAGGCCCCAAAUGAAACUCCAUCAAUUGAGAAGCCUCUAAACAGAGACGAAUUGCACCAGAAAAUGGGGCUGAUAUCUGCAGCCAACCUCCAACGAUUGGAGCGAGAAGCUAAAAUGGUCCGAGAACUCUACAAGAUAAACGCCGUCACGUAA